AUGGUUAAGGAUACUGAGUAUUAUGAUAUCCUGGGGGUUAGUCCCUGUGCUUCCGAGGUCGAAAUUCGAAAGGCCUAUUACCACAAGGCAAUGCAAGUUCAUCCGGAUAAGAACCCAAACGAUCCUCAGGCUGCUCAAAAGUUUCAGGUUUUGGGCGAGGCUUACCAAAUUUUAAGCGAUCCAGUGCAAAGGAACGCAUACAAUCAAAAUGGAAAACAUUCCGUGUCUAGGGAAGCAAUGCUUGAUCCAAUGGCCGUCUUUGCCCUGCUUUUUGGAAGUGAAUUAUUUGAGGAUUACGUGGGGCAUCUAAGUGCAGCAUCAAUGACUUCAUCUGAAACGGCCGAUGAAAGUGAAUAUCCGGAUAAAAUACAAGAAAAGUUGAAGGCUGUCCAAAGAGAAAGGGAAGAAAAACUAGCAAGUUUUUUAAAAGACUUCCUUGAUCAAUAUGUCCAUGGUGAUGAAAAGGGGUUCUUGCAGCGAGCAGAAUCCGAAGCCAAACGACUUUCUAAAGCAGAUUUUGGACUUGAUAUGUUACGCACCAUCGGCUAUAUUUAUUCAAGACAAGCGGCGCUAGAAUUAGGCAAAAAAGCCAUUUAUCUUGGAGUGCCUUUUUUGGCUGAAUGGGUUCGACAUAAAGGACAUUUCUGGAAAUCACAAUUCACUGCUGCUAAAGGUGCAUUUCAGCUGCUGCAGCUUCAAGAAGACAUACACAAGCAAUUUAAAAUCGAUGGUAGGGGCCCUGAAAAUGAUUUUGAAUCUCAUAUUCGCCUUAAUAAGGACACACUAAUGAAUUCUCUGUGGAAGUUGAAUGUAGUAGACAUAGAAGUGACCCUGGCACAUGUCUGUCAAAUGGUCCUGAGGGAAAACAACGUUAAGAAAGAAGAACUUAAAGCCCGUGCUACCGCUCUCAAGAUUCUUGGAAAGUUAUUUCAGGAAAGGAACUCAAAAGGAGGAGAAGCAUCGAAGAAGAAAAAUGCGGCAGAUUCUGAGGAUGAAGGAAGCAGUUCAGAUUCUUCAGAGGAUGAUGAAUCACCGAGAGCAGUUUCCUAUCGCACGCCCUUUCUCACUCAGGGUAUAGGUAGGCUGUUCAAAUGCCUGUGUAAUCCGGCAUUUGAUGUGGACGACGAGGAGAUAGUUUACAGAAGCAAAUGAUAUGCAGAUGAAUGAUUGAAGCGUCAACACGGCUCUCGCUUGUGGUUGUGGGAUGGUAAGUCCAUAAUACUGGAAGGAUAGGCCUCCUGUUCCCUGUUAAAAAGUAGCCUGGGAAGACGAUGUAUUGGUGCGAACCAUGAAUAACCAUGUUUUGUGCUACUUGAUUUCAUAACAACGCACCACCUUCCACCAACAACUGUUUGUCACUCAAAGUUCUCAUUGUUUGCCCUCCUUUCCUUUUCUU
Molecule: messenger RNA, 1396 nt
Organism: Neltuma alba
Lineage: Eukaryota; Viridiplantae; Streptophyta; Magnoliopsida; Fabales; Fabaceae
Product: chaperone protein dnaJ 10
Exons: 10
Coding region: 1-1152 (383 amino acids)
Source: RefSeq, a predicted model, not a curated record